Mus pahari (shrew mouse) is the source of this 525-nucleotide messenger RNA. Its product is annotated as keratin-associated protein 13-2-like. The coding region runs from base 1 to 525 and encodes 174 amino acids. NCBI's taxonomy places the organism in Eukaryota, Metazoa, Chordata, Mammalia, Rodentia, Muridae. The record is from RefSeq and is a predicted model, not a curated record. The transcript has a single exon.
AUGGCCUACAGCUGCUGCUCUGGAAACUUCUCCUCCCGCUCCCUUAGGAGCUGCCUGCCCUCCUCAGGAUCCUGCCGUAGCUCUUCCUACCCCAGCAACCUGGUCUACACCACUACCAGCUGCUCUCCCAGCACCUGCCAGCUGAGCUCCUCUCUGAACACUGGCUGCCAGGAGACCUGCAUUGAGCCCAUCCGCUGCCAGAGGUCCUGUGUGGUGCCCAGCCCCUGCCAGAAGCCCUGCUACUACCCCAGGAGCUCCACACCCUGCAGUCCCUGCCAGGGGACAUAUGCUGGCUCUCUGGGCUUUGGGUCUAGGAGCUGCAGUUCCCUGGGCUAUGGUUCUGGAAGCUGCUACUCAGUUGGAUAUGGAAAUAGUGGAUUCAGACCCCUCAAUUGUGGAGUCUAUGGCUUCCCUUCCCUGAGUUAUGGGUCCAGAUAUUCCUAUCCAAUCUACUUUGCUUCUCGUUCCUGUCAACCUUGUUAUAGACCAAUCUGGGGAUCAAGCCUAUGUGGCAAUAGCUGUUAA